CGAGUACGGCGAUGGCAACGGCGGACGGUGACCACCCCUCGCUCUCCUUCUAUUUCAGCAACGUCACCAGCUGGAACGAGAAGGGCCUCAGCUACCUCAAGCGCGAAGGGAGCCCGCUCAAGAGAGCACGCGUGAUUGGAAUAGCAGAGCACCACUUGUCGGGCAAGAAGCUCAACGAGGCAAAGAAGAAGGUUUCCAGGCUAGGCUGGGCCACGAAGGCCAUCCCAGCCGCGGCCACCGCUGGACAUGGAGUCAGAGGUGGGCACAGAGUGAUCGACUACUGCCUAGUCUCGGAGAAGAUCAGCGGCCUGGUCAAACUGAACUGGGACUUGCUGGGCCCGUGGGCAGCCCCGCACUAUGGCAUCAUAGGAGAGCUCCUGUGUGCCCCUGAGCUGGUCAUGCAGAGGAUCUUGGUGCAGCCUGCGCCAAUCAUGGAGGCGGCGGGCCCCGACCGCCCGUGGAGCCGCCACCUGCAGAAUGUCCAGGACAGGAUUGCCCAGGGGAUGCAGCACCCGAUGCUAGAGGGGAAGGUGCUGGGCUCAGUGGACCACGUCUACAUGGAGUUCGCGUCGGCGGCGGAGGACCUGCUGCUGGCGAGGUUGCCUGACGCACGGGCAGCCUCUGAUGGUUUUCGGGGUUCGUACCCCGAGUCUCGCCUCGUGCCGCUGCUAGCCACCAAGCCCACUGGAUGGCUUGCACAGACUAACACGCUCUCUCACUGGUCAGCCUUGCAGGCGCGUUUGCACGCGCUGCUAG
Messenger RNA from Prorocentrum cordatum, 756 nucleotides. NCBI's taxonomy places the organism in Eukaryota, Dinophyceae, Prorocentrales, Prorocentraceae. The record is from the annotation of a GenBank genome assembly.